This is a messenger RNA of Budorcas taxicolor (takin), 5375 nucleotides long. RefSeq names its product zinc finger and SCAN domain containing 29 (gene ZSCAN29). NCBI's taxonomy places the organism in Eukaryota, Metazoa, Chordata, Mammalia, Artiodactyla, Bovidae. Bases 559 to 3111 code for a protein of 850 amino acids. The transcript has 6 exons. Gene Ontology annotation, molecular function: RNA polymerase II cis-regulatory region sequence-specific DNA binding; DNA-binding transcription factor activity, RNA polymerase II-specific. Gene Ontology annotation, biological process: regulation of transcription by RNA polymerase II. The record is from RefSeq and is a predicted model, not a curated record.
GGGUGAGGCUGGCCGGUGGGCAGAGAUGCGAGCGGGUUGAGCGAGAGCCUGAGUGGGAGAAGCUCUCAGGUGUGGGCCACAGGGUGCUCUCAGGGCGCCUCAGUCCGGUCGGAGGCCUCCGGAGGGAUUCAUGACGGCUCCGAGUGACCUGGCCGGAGGGAACGAAGACAAAGAGGCCGGAACCCCGCACCCGCCGCUCCUAGACCUGAGCUCCGCGCUCGCGAACCUCGCAGCCCUCGGAGCGCCUGGCCACCACCCGAACUCGUCCUCAGGAGACCCAUGACUACUGCCCCCUCGGAAUUCCUCUCUCCACCAACUCAGUGUGACUCUCCCCAAACCCACUCGGACCUCGCUUCAGGAGGCAAAAUCAACUUCUCUCAGUGCGCGAGAUUUCCCGUCAGUAGUUCCCGGAUGUUUACUGAGCGCUUACUUCUGCUGAGGAAACUGCUUACAGAGACAGACUCAUCUGCAGGUGAUUCCCCAAGGACAUGGGAAGAUGGGCUUAAGCCCUGGAACCUAGACCUUUAAGUGAAGGGAAGCUGCUUCCUGCUGUGAACCAUGGCCAAACCCACCCUGAGAGGGAAUGGCUCUAACUCUGAGGCCUUCCGACAGCGCUUCAGGAAGUUUCAUUAUCAGGAGGUGGCUGGGCCCCGGGAGGCUUUCAGCCAACUCUGGGAACUCUGCUGUCGUUGGCUAAGGCCAGAGGUGCGCACCAAGGAGCAGAUUGUAGAGUUGUUGGUGCUAGAGCAGUUCCUGACCGUCUUACCUGGGGAGAUCCAGAACUGGGUACAAAAGCAAUGUCCAGAAAGUGGAGAGGAGGCAGUGACUCUGGUGGAAGACUUAGAAAGAGAGCCUGGAAGACCUGGACGUUCGGUCACAGUCUCUGUGAAGGGGCAGGAAGUGCGCUUGGAGAAGAUGACACCCCUGAAAUCAUCACGAGAGUUAUUAAGUGUUCGGCAGGAGUCAGUGGAACCCCAGCCCAGGGGUGUACCCAAGAAAGAGAGGGCAAGAAGCCCAGACCUGGGACCACAGGAGCAGAUGAACCCAAAGGAGAAGCUCAGACCUAUUCAAAGGAGCGGAUUUCCAUGUUCUAAAUCCAGCAUGGUCUCCAGCUUGGAGCAAGGAGAGCCAUGGAUCCCAGAUCUGGGCUCCAAGGAGAAGGAACUCCCAAGAGGCAGUCACACAGAAGACAGAAGAAUGCCUGCUGAUCUGUUACUGUCCAGAAGAGAGAGAAGCAGCUGGGUGGACCAGGAUCACUGGGGCUUUGAAGAUGAGAAGGUGGCAGGUGUGCACUGGGGCCAUGAAGAGACCAGAACUCUUCUCGCAAUUCUCAGUCAGCCUGAGUUUUAUGAGGCUCUCCGAAACUGUCAUCGGAACAGCCAAGUGUAUGGGGCUGUGGCAGAGCGGCUCCGGGAGUUUGGGUUCCUCCGGACCCUGGAGCAGUGUAGGACCAAGUUCAAAGGUCUCCAGAAGAACUAUCGAAAAGUCAAGAGUGGCCACCCACCUGAGACCUGUCCCUUUUUUGAAGAGAUGGAAGCCCUGAUGAGUGCCCAGGUCAUUGCCCUGCCCAGUAAUGGCCUGGAGGAGGCAGCUUCUCACUCUGGCCUGGGAGGCAGUGAUGCUGAGACCGAGGAGCCAGAGCAAGAGGGCUGGCACCAUGAAGAGGGAGAGGAGGCCACAGCUGAAGAGUCCGACAGUGACGAAGUGGGCCAAGAGGCCACCCCCCAGGACCCUGACAGCUCCACCACACCUGUCCUUUUCCGUAGCCCAAGUGGUGUGCACUGGGGCUAUGAAGAGACAAAGACCUACCUUGCAAUUCUUAGUGAGACUCAGUUUUACGAAGCCCUUCGGAACUGUCACCGCAACAGCCAGUUAUAUGGAGCUGUGGCUGAGCGGUUAUGGGAAUAUGGCUUCCUCAGGACACCGGAGCAGUGUCGGACCAAGUUUAAGAGCCUACAGACCAGUUAUCGGAAAGUCAAGAAUGGCCAAGCACCAGAGACCUGUCCCUUCUUUGAAGAGAUGGACGCUUUGGUGAAUGCCCGGGUGGCUGCCCGGCCUAGUGAUGGCCAGGAAGAAGAGAUAGCCUUAUGCCCCAUGCAGGAGACCAGUGAGGCUGAAGCCGAAAAGCAAGCCGAGCAGGCAGUCGAGGCCAUAGAAGAUGAUUCUGAAGAUGAUGAAGAGGAUCCCGAGAUACCUCCAGAGGCACUGACCCGCGCUCCAGUCUUAUUUCAGAGUCCCAGUGGUUUCGAGGCUGGAUUUGAGAAUGAAGCAAAUCUAAAACGGGAUAUUUCUGAGGAAGUACAACUACAUAAGACAUUACUUGCAAGGUCUGAAAGGAAAAUUCCCCAGCAUCUUAAUCAAAGGAAAGGCAAUGAGAGUGAAUGCAGAUCUGGAAGACAGUGGGAAAACACCCCGGGAGAGAAAAAAGGAAAACCAACAUUCCCUGAAAGGAGUUUAGGUAAAGUUCCAAGUCAUCAGAGAACUUACUUGGGAGAGAGACCCUAUAAAUAUCUGAGAUACGGCAAAAGCUUUGGUCCAAACUCCCACCCUAUGCAUCAGCUAGCCCAUCAAGUGGAAAAUCCAUAUAAAUGUGCCGAUUGCGGGAAAAGCUUCAGUCGGAGCGCUCGCCUCAUUAGACACCGGAGGAUCCACACUGGAGAGAAACCUUACCAAUGUCUUGACUGUGGGAAAAGUUUCCGUGAUAGCUCAAAUUUCAUCACCCACAGAAGAAUCCACACAGGAGAGAAACCAUAUGAGUGUGGUGAGUGUGGAAAACGCUUCAAUCAGAGCUCAAGCCUUAUCAUUCACCAGAGAACCCACACAGGAGAAAAGCCCUAUCAGUGUGAAGAGUGCGGGAAGAGUUUCAAUAACAGCUCUCAUUUCAGUGCACAUCGGAGGAUACACACAGGAGAGAGACCCCACGUGUGUCCCGACUGUGGGAAGAGCUUCAGCAAGAGUUCUGACUUACGUGCACACCACAGAACCCACACUGGAGAGAAGCCGUAUGGGUGUCAGGACUGUGGCAAGUGCUUCAGUAAAAGUUCCGCUCUUAGUAAGCACCGAGAGAUCCACACACGAGAGAAACUUCUGUCACAGCCAGCACCUAAGUAAGCCCUUGAGGAUCUAUGAGAAAACCAGCCUCAUUACAUGUAUUGAAAUUGUUUGGAAAUAGUUCUCCAGUAGUGAGAUCCAUCUUCUAAUCUGUGCCCAACUAGUUAAGGAAACAGUCUAGAAUUUACCCCACUGCUUGUUCCUGUGUUUCUCUUGGAUCUAGAGUAAGAAUGAAAGGAAGAUUCGUUCCCUCUCCUUGCUUGUAUUGACGGUAACACCCUUUCCUCUCAGAGCCUGUGUUGUUCCCCUAACAGAGAGGACACAGUAGCAGAUCCUGUGAAAUUUGAUGUGUUCCCUUUACUCAUCACGUUACGCAGUUGCAUUUCAACUAGAAAAACCCACACUGCAGCAUUUCAUGGAGAAGUAGUGAGGAUUCUCACUGAAUGGGUCUAGCUCUUUGUACAGUAAUGGAAAUGCAUAAAAUGAUUUUUUUUCCUGCUCACUUAAGUCUGUGCUCAGAAUGAUAUACUUAUCACACACACUCCUUUACCUUAAAGAAGGAGCCUCUAAGUGUCCAGUCUGGUUCUGACCUAUAAACCAUUUUGUCAAAAAUCUAGGUGUGCUUAUAUGGGGGAACAGUGUAAACCUCAUAUAAACAGUGAGGUGUGAACCCUGAAUUUCUUACUGUCUUCAAAGCCCCAGAAGCUUUGGAAUAGAGUAACACUGUAUUUACAGCACUUAUUGUGAUUUUUUUUUUCUGGUCUGUCUCAUCUAAAUUUUGUCUGUCCCUUGUGGUCCAGAAGCCCAAAGAGGAAGGCAAGGGGAUGCAGUAAUACGGAAAGCAGUUAGAACUGCCAUAAUCCACACACCCUAACACCGGGGUGAGUGUCACGCACCCUGUGGACACAAUACUAACGUGCGAUGAGCAGAAGCCACUGGCUAUGCUCCCACAGACUGGGAAAACAGACCACUUUGUGUCAGAAACUCUUUACCCUAAUGGUAAGGGGGACAAACUAUCUUUGGUCAGUGGAGCUGACAAUACUUACACACACGCACACACAUUCAACUGUAUACAUCUAUUUUUAAAAGCAGCUCUUCAAACAAGUGUGACUGAUAUCAUAGAGAUGGUAUUGAAUUAACUGCCCACAUAUUCGCAGUAGUAUGAGCCUGUACAGCACAAGUUAAACAGACCCCGUCCUUGUCCUUACAACCUACAACAGAUGACACUGACAUGAACAAAUACGUACAGUUACAAUGGUUUUAGAGAAAUUUAGAAAGCUAGGUAGUAACACUAGGCAUAAAAGUUAAGGUCUAAAGCAUUAGAGUUUGGGGAAAAAAUGAGAGGUAUUUUCUUCUCUUUAAUCAUGAAGGUUUCAUGAAGCAGGAAGUGCUCAGAGGGAAGGUUUACUGGGCAAGAUGAACUUUCCAAAACUAACUGUAAAACUGCAUGCUGAAUGGGUGAGAAAUGGGAAAACUGGGGAGCAAGGGAGCAGAGGGCAAAGGACAGACUGUAAGGAAGGUGAGCCAAUGCUCAGAGGAGCACAAAUUUGAGGGGUAGCACAAUAAGGCUGUGCAGGGGGCAGAGAGGGACUUGCUUCAGCUGAAACGUGGAGGGCCAGGAACACCAUGGACGGGCUUCCAUCCCCCAGAAUAUUAGUAUAUCAGGGCCUGUGCUGCACUUGCUGAGUGGCACUGGGUAAGAAAGAUGAGCGGUUUUAGGGGACUAGCUCCUAUGGGAGACAAAGGUCAGGAACCAGUAUCCUGAGAGAAGAUAUUUCGAAUGGCAGGUCAAAGGAAAGAAGAUGCCCAAUGGCUAAGGUCUGAGAUAAGUAGCCGUGUCACAGUCACAUUUAUGAGCUCUCAGAUAGGAAUGAGAUCUGGGAGAGAAAUGGGGAGAUAGGAUAUUCUAAAAUCCACAGCUUACUGUGGUAGACAGUAAUGAUGUCUACCAAUGAUGAACUGGAGUUCUGGUGCUGAGGGAAUUUCCUAAGUCUUAGGAAUUAAGGGGAGGUGGUAUCUCAGUUAUGUUGCCUAAACAGACAGGGAGAUAACAAGAAACACCAGUGUAAAGCAAUGCCUCAGGAUCUGGGAUAAUUUAGGCAGUGUGCUGUAAUGUUUUUAAAACAUGAGAGUACUGUGUUCAGUAUGUCUGUGUAUAGUCUUGUGGAAAAAGCACUGGUUGUGGUAUCAACAGAUAUGAAUUCUGGUUCCAGAUGUCUUACAUGUAAGUCAACCUGCCUCCAUUUCCCUUUGUGUAAAGUAGAACAAUGUUUACACCUUAAUUUGCCUCUCAGGGAUACCAAGUUAAUAAAAAUUAUAAAGUG